Cooperia oncophora is the source of this 516-nucleotide messenger RNA. Lineage: Eukaryota; Metazoa; Nematoda; Chromadorea; Rhabditida; Trichostrongylidae. The record is from the annotation of a GenBank genome assembly.
AUGGAAGUGAUCAAUUUACUUAUAACAGAAAAAUUGACUAGUUGUUCAUUCGAGGAAAAGAAGGACGCGUGCAACGUCUGUAUUGGCGUGCUGGAAAAUUUCAAGCCUGUAAAGGAUAGUGAAUGGCUAAAUCUAUAUUGUGAGUCCAUUUAUGAGACGUUCAGCAGGAUGAGCCGAUGCGCUCGAGACGACGAGAGGCAGCUUACAUGGAACAGGCUUAAAGAACUUAUGUACGAGCUGACGUUAGCUUCUAAAAAGGUUUGGAAGGAUAAGAAUGAUCCUGAGCGAUUGUCCAUAUAUGUCUCGUUCGCAAAAUUAUGCAAAAGUUACUUGGACGUUGCCGAUGACGAAUCAUUCAAGAUGUGUGAUACGAUGGCAAAAGAAGCCAAGUUUGUCGGUAGGGGAACAUUGAGUGAUGAACAAUGGAGAGAAGCGAAUCAGUCCAUUGACGUGAUCAAGAAGGCCAUAUCUGAUGCACAACAUGAGCGUGAACUACUACAAGACUCGGACUCAUAA